Messenger RNA from Suillus subaureus, 1254 nucleotides. RefSeq lists its product as uncharacterized. Bases 1 to 1254 code for a protein of 417 amino acids. The record is from RefSeq and is a predicted model, not a curated record. NCBI's taxonomy places the organism in Eukaryota, Fungi, Basidiomycota, Agaricomycetes, Boletales, Suillaceae. The transcript is spliced from 10 exons.
AUGGGUGCAAUUCACAGCUCUGACAAAGUCCAGCAGGCAAUGGAUGGCACAUGGAAGAGAAGGCUAGAGGAUGUGGAUCUGAUUGACCAUGUGCUACUUGCAAGAUUAAUAAAGCAACAUGUCAAAUAUACUAGUGUAGCAGAGUCAUGUUCAAGUAGUGCAGACCAGCACUCAGUUCAAAGUGCAAUACCAAGCCCACCUGAUGCACAUAAAUGUGCAUUAGAUGACUAUCCAUGGUGUUUGAUGUGUGGCAUGAGGCAUGAAUACUACCCUUCAGUACCUAUGUUCAAGAUGAACAAUACAAAGAGGAUGUUGAGGGAGCAUGACAUUGUCUCAUGGGGCCACAUGGGACACUUCAUACAAUCAAUUCCAGCAGUGACCUUUCUCAGGCAUUACAGGGUGGAGAGUGUACCACCCCAGCUAGCAUAUCUCCAGCAUAUGCAAGAGGCAGCCUCCUGCUACAGGGAGGGUAUGCCAGGUGGUUGGGGAAGAGUCGAAUGCACAUAUUGGACAGAGAGCAAAAAAAAGAAAGAGGCACAAAUCACAUACAGAGAACUGCAGGAAACCCAGGUUAUCGAUGUUGAGACAACAGAGUCAUAUAAAAUGUACCAGGUGCCAGCAUUUGAGGGUGGGCAAAAGUGGGGACUUAUACUGCUUCCCAUGAGGUGCUGUGGCAUAUGGCUGGAGCUUUCACAGAGGUAUGAAGAAGUUAAAAGGAAGGGAGGCCAAUAUGGCUUGUAUCCUGUCAUGGUUGCAAAAAGGGCAUUCUUCAAAAAGGGAUGGAAUAUUCAUGAACAAGGGAAGGAAUCAUUGCCCCCCACUGGAUCCAGCCAUGGAUCAGAAGAUGCAUUGAGGGAGUUUCAACAGUCCCUGAACAAGUUGAGGAAACCUAGCGCGUUUCACCAGACUCAGCAUUUGGAAGAUGGAGAGCUGCCAGUGUGCUGGCACAAGGAACACAAUCCUUGCCCCUUCUCCUGGAGUGAAGCGCAAUGGGAGUGGUACAGUAGAGGCACCCCAAUCACCUUCUUCAAUUUUGUCCUCAGGAAAGAACCAAACCAUGCAAAUGUCACAGAGUUUGAGGAUGACAUUAAGAGAAUUGCCAUCAUUGUUGUCACUGAUUGUGCCAAUGGUCUGGAGGCAGUGGAGCAUUGGAAGGCUGACAAGGGUGGGGUGUGCACUAGCACAGUUGAUGAGUUUGCAUGCCAGAAGGAAGUUGCACUGUGGGCACUGGAGUUAGAGGGCAUCCAGAUCUGA